AUGCGUGACGAAAUUACGUCAGAAAAGUCGGCGAAAGCCAGUACCAAAGUCGUCAAUCCCCAGAAGAGCCGCAAGGAGAUAUUGCAGGAGGUCGACCAGGAACGAAAAGAGCGUCUGCAGUUGAAGAAGGAUGUCUUCGGCGAGGAUUGGCUGGAUAAGUGCUACGAGCAAGUCACGUACCCCAACCCUGCGUGUAUUGAGCUCAUGGAAAAGGUGGGUCGAGUUCUGGCCAAACGCAUCACGACGCCCCAAGACUCCGAGCAGAAACAGCAGGCCUUGUUCUACCUCCUGGGACCUGAGUACACUGAACAGUACUUCCCCACACGCACCUACAGCGUCGACAUCUUGGAACCUCCAAAGAUGUUGCCUGCAAGGAAAGAAAAAUAUCUGGAAGAAAUGACCGAGUUCCUGAAAAACACUCUGGAUAAAGCCAUGGACGACUGCGGCUUCCCACGUCUGUACACGGAGCACUCGGUGGACGACGAGCUCUACCGCUACCUGUUGGCUGCGCGUACCGUCUUCAGGAAGGGGCUCGAGCAGCGCGUCAUGAAGGAGCGAGGCAAGAAGAUAAAUGGGACCUCAGCUGAGAAGUUACAAGUUCUCGUGGCAGAAGGAGGCCCCCAGAUGAGGGUGACAGGAUCCAGCAUCGUGGCGCUGCUCAACAAACAACCCAGCAAGAAGAAGGCCUUCAUACAGAGUGUGUCAGGAAAAAAGAUGGCGCUGCCCGGCGCGCUCCGACGCUUCGUGUGGACGGAGGUGAUGGCGGGGAAGGACAAGAGUCUGAAGCUGAAGGAAGGACAAAGUUGGGAGGCGGAGAAGCUCAAGCUCUUCACUGCUGACCUCUCCAAACAGGCCAAGAAGCAGGGCCUUGCGCGCGUCACGAGGAGCAAGAACGGCGGCCUCAUCGAUGCCGCGGUUAUUGAGAUGUUUGACGAGUCCCAGGUAUUCAAAUCACUGGACUCGGACGACUUCUCUAUGCGGAUCGCACGGGUGUUGAACACAGCGGACGUUCACUCAGGAAAUUUUAGUCCGUUUCACGCGUACCACGUGAUAGCUCUGUACACUGCCUACCAUCGCAGCGACCUCCAGCCUGAGGAUGAUGAUUCCGAGACGCUGCAUUUGGCGUUCCUGAUGACGCAAGUCGCCAGUUUGCUGCUACCUAAGCCGGACUCUGUUUUUGCGAUGGCAGAGCGGGCGCUAGGGACUGUACAGGUGCAGGACAGCUUCUACUACAGUCACAUCAAAGAGUCGCUCGCCAAUCAGCCCAGCAAGAUUACUGGCAAGGAAUUUCCCCCGGAGGUGCUGGACCGCAAUCCGUCGGCAGGGACGAAGCUGCUGGACCAGAUCCAGCAGCAGCUGUCUGCUUCAGGCGAGCUGCAGGCAAAGCAGCUGCUCGUCUUCACCGAUCCAGCAAUCUUCGUCAGAAAGUGGAUCGCCCAGUGCUUCAUGGGUGUGCUGAGCGUGGGCGCCAGCAUGUGGGUGUGGGACCAGCUCAUGUUGGGAGGCUGGAGCCCCGAAGUGUUUAUCGACGUAGCGACUGCGGUGCUUUGCCUCCUGCGGCCCUGGAUGCUUAGAGCGAAUAAAUAUUCGGGCGCUAAGAAGGUGCUGCUGCAGGAGCCUGGCAAGAUAUACACAAGUGAUCUGCGCAAAGUGUACAAUCACUUGCAGAGCAAAGGUCGUCUUGUUGAGGCGCCUCCUAACACUAACUACAUCGGCCCACCCUCCCCUCCAGCCAUCCAGUUGGUGGACGAAAAUGGUCAACAUUCUCCAGCUCAGAGCGAUGAAACGCGCAUCAGACGCUUACAAUCAACGCAAUCAAUGCCACGUGACAGCAACAAGACGUCGCAACAGACGUCAGCUCGCGGAGAAGACCCCAAGACGAGCGUCAGAAAAGCGUCGUCGACACCUUUAAGGGACGACAACGACGACGAUUCAUCUGAUCGACCAAAAAUGACAGUGAAGCCGUUCCAAGUGGGUACUGGCUUCUCCCUCGAGGUCGACAAGCUGCUCGAUGCCAAGGACGAUGAUGAUGAUGACGAUGAACCCUUGCCCCUUCCUGAACCUCCGCCGGACUCAGACGACGAGCAAAAGCCUGAGGACGACACUCCCGAAGAGGACAACUUCGACCCUCCUGCCCCUUUCGUGCCUCCUCCUGCGGAGGAUAAGGCGUGGCUGCCUCACGAUCCCUCCACCAGGAGCAAGCUGCCCAAGCCAUGCCGGAUCUCGGACACCGUCGAUCUCUACAUCGACUCAGUGCGCUUCAUGCCGGACUGCGCAAACCUAUGCAAAAUAACUGGCCGCGUGUUCAACAUACACUUGGACGAUGACGUUAAGUCACCUGAAAUUCUCGCCUACCCCAGCCUACUGGGGUCUCUGACGUGCCCGACUUUCAAGUAUCGUCUGGUACUGAAUGAAGACCGCCAGUUCCUGAACCCCGACUUGGUGGUUAUGCUUACCCUGCACAUCCAGCAAGAGUCAAUACGGUUGGUGACGCCGCUGGGGUCGUGCCUUGUUUCACUCUUCAACUCUGACCUCGCGGAGCCUCUGCUGUGUGUAGGCGCAUAUCAGAAACGCCUUCGGUACGGUCGGCCCAAGCCUGAAGGUGGCAUGACCAAACUCGUGGCUUCGGACAUGGAUAACAACAAGCCCAUACCUGCCCUUACUAUCCUGUACAGGAUCAUGCCUCAUACUAAGGAAUAUAUACCGGCUCCGGCGUACGAGACGGGGGCUUACCGAUCCAAAGGAUGUCAGCCUACAACCACCGAGCUGGCGCUCAUCCACCAUUACUGCUACCACCCUGAAUAUGAGACCUCGACAAUGCAAGACCGAGCUGAGGCGCUUAUGACAGCGGAGAAGGAAAGCGGCGUCGGCGAUCUAAAGAAAGUUGAGGCGUACUUCAAAAAGAAACUUCAGAACAAAAUUCCGAAAGGCAAAACUCUGCCCCCUGAGACUGACUUCGCCCACUUCACCGAAUACAACAUCGCUCAAGGCUUCAAAGUUGACGUGCAAGGCGCCUUUAACUUACCGGAAGCAUUUGAAGGCUACUACAUCCUGGCCUAUGCUGAGGUCAUCGACAGCGAAGAGGGCGAGGCAGAGCGGGAGAAAGAAGAAGAGAAAAAGAAGAAGGUCACAGACAAGAAGAAGGCAGCACAGAAGGACUUCGUCUGGAUAGACGAGUACCCACCAGGGGAGCAGCGUAUGAUGACCAGCAGGCUGGACACCAAGAGCAGUCCACGAGCUCCUCAAUGGCUCGACGAACACGUCGCUAGUCUGUACCCUCCAUUAUCUUCCAUGAGCGUCCUGAUCGUGAGGUUGUUUGGGGUGCAGCUCGAAUACAGUCCUGGCAACGGAUCUAAACCCGGCACCAUCUCUGGCUUAGGCGGCAGCCCCAUCGCCUUAAACUACAAGAACCCUUUGUGUUGGGGAGCUGUCCAGCUCUUCGGCAGAGGCACAGUUCUGUGCGGCAGCCACUUCGUGCCACUGUUCCAGGGAGGGCCACCGCCCAUGGUGCUCGCCAUGUUCAGACGGGAGCGCACGGUCGCCGUCCUGGAAACUGCCAUCAAGAAGAAAUACUGCAAGUUGCUGCCUGGCGCGUCGCUGGAAGUGCGUUUAUGGGACGGCAAGAUAGAAGACUUCACUGAGCUACCCGAGUGCUGGCACAAGCAUCUGCUGACUGCCCUCAAGAUGGAAGACAAGGCCCUUGAGGGCAGAGAAGCCCGCUUCACACCUACCUACGAAAAGUUUUACACCAAAGGGUUGAAGGAGGUCGAGCGUCACGAUCUCACCAGGGUGCUCGCGGAGAGCGAAUUCUUCCGCCAAGCCGCCAACAUCGAGUUCGGCAAGGCGCUGAACAAAGCUCUGGUGACAGCGGGCAAGGAACCUAUGCCGCCCCUUCCGGUCUUCGUGCCCUGAACUUCCUUGCGGAUCGGAGCCUGAAGAAACGCGUGCGCGUAGGUCGACCACAGCCACUUUACGGAACCUUAACUGUAUCGAGAAGCUCACGGAAGCCCUACGUCAUUGCUAUUUGCUCUAGACAGGUUAACUUACAACCUGAAAUUCCACUCUUCAGAACCUAAAAGCUCUAGCCGCCAGGGGAUUAUUAAGAAUAUGACCGGGCAGCUAGAUUUAAUUACGAGCGUGAACUCAGUCCACUAUCCGCGUAAUCUAGCAAAAGAUUCGUCCGUUAGUCAAGCAUGUUCCUAACAUAACAAAUUCUGAACAUAUUUCUUUCGAACUGAAGGUAUAGCCCUAAAAUGUACUGACUAAGUAGUGAAGAAAUUUUUUGGAACUUUAAAACACUACCUUUAUUCUCCCGUGAAUCUCUCCAUUCGAUCGCUUCAUGGAAGUUCUCGAACGAUUUAGCCGAUCGAAGUUCUCGAACAUCGGCUGCAUGAAAUGAGUAUCAAAUCAAACUCGUUUCAUGAACUUAAAUUCUGACUUCCUCCAUCCCGUCAGGGCUGGGACACGAUUCGAGCUUCUCGACUUUAAUGCUGCAGCAAAAAUUUUCACUGUAUGUUUAUUGCAAAAAAUAUUGAUUAUCGUACAAAAUGAGUAGAAGACAACCAUCAAAUUUCAAACCAAGGCAUCUAAUAGAAUUUAAUACAUAAUUUCUUAACAUAAAUAAUACUUGGUAUACGACAGAACGGAAGACAACAAAAUAAGGAUAUCAGUUCGUUGCUCCCAUUCGCUCAGUGGAAUGACACAGUAACUCUGAUAAGCGCCUUGCUUCUAUCCGUUCUCAAAUUUUGUAUUCAAACAAGAUCUGGAAAUUAUGAAGAGUGAACAAAUUGUUAUUCUUUAAGUAUUGCCACAAGCUGCAAUAUUUACUUGCCGUUAUCAGAUUGCAUAAGUACAAUUGUGCCUAAACUCGGUGCGAUUACAAUACAGUAAAAUUAUGCAGCCUGACAUGUCUAAAGGA
Molecule: messenger RNA, 4918 nt
Organism: Hyalella azteca
Lineage: Eukaryota; Metazoa; Arthropoda; Malacostraca; Amphipoda; Hyalellidae
Exons: 28
Coding region: 1-3912 (1303 amino acids)
Source: RefSeq, a predicted model, not a curated record